UUUUGCCAUACCCAAUUUAAAUGACAUCCCUAAUUAUGUUGUUUACAGCGCAACCAAUUAAUUAAAAGUGAAUAAUUGAUUUAUAAUUUUGAUUCGAUCGGAACAAGAUGAUCUGUCGCCUGUGCCUGCGUUGCGUCAGUCCCGGGAGCGCCGUCUUCCUCUUCGAGACGGACGACACGCUGGCGGAGACGCGCCUGGUCAAGAUGAUCGCCAAGUUUCUGCAGCUGGAGAUCCUUCCGGACGACGGCAUCUCGACCAGCGUGUGCACCGACUGCUGUGAGCACCUGGAGGACUUCAACGGCUUCUGGCAGCUGGUGGAGCAGAAGCAGUGCUCCCUGAAAAAGGAGUUCCUCACCGUCGACGUCGACUGUGCGGCGAUGAAGUGGACGGGCGGCGUCGAUGUGGACGUCAACAUAGAUGAGCUGCCGCUGGCAGCGGGCGACAUGGACGAGAAGCCCCUGGACCUGCAUAACCUGAGCCUGCUGGGCAGCGUGCUGGACGUUAAUGUGGACAGUGUGGAGGUCAGGGAGCAGGUCAAGGAGCAGAUGCCCGAGGCGGAGUCCGAGGCGGAGGAGAACGAGGACGAGGACGAGAAGCCCUGCCUGCAGCCCAGUGACAGCGAGGCGGAGGCGCAGGACGAUACUUCGGAUGAUGAACCCCUGGUCCGGCUGCAGGCCAAGAUGAAGCCCAAGCGCAAGGCCACGGUCCGCUCCUCGAAGGAUCGGGGCACACUGUCCCUGCACCAGGAGCUCUCCGAUCUGCUCGACGACGGCAGCAAGCGGCGACGCAGAAAAGCACCCGUUCAGGGCCAGCGCGCACCAACCGAGGUGCAGGAGACCGAGCUACAGGCCGUCCUCGAGCGCAAGCCCAAGGGCUGCUCCCGCGCCCAGCUGGCCAAGCGCUACGAGGAGGCCAUCGCCAGCUAUAUGAGCGCCAACUGCGACCUGUGCGACUUCAGCGCUCCCUACCUGUCCGACCUGAAGACACACUUCCAGGAGGUCCAUGAGCGGGAGUACUACAUCAAGUGCUGUGGCAAGAUAUUCACGCGGGCUUCCAAACUGAUGGACCACAUCCGCAAGCAUGUCAAUCCCAAGCUCUUCACCUGCACCAUUUGCCAGAAGUCGCUCAACUCGCAGGACUAUUUGGCCACCCACAUCGAGACGGUGCACAACAAGGUCGCCCAGAUCGACAAGGUCCUCAAGUUCCCCUGCCCCAAAUGCGAGCGCACCUUCAGCAGCGAGCGCCGAAUGGCCAACCACCUGGCCAAGCACGACACCGAUCAGCUGGAGCACAACUGCGAGAUCUGCUGCAAAAGCUUCGCCAACAUACACAGGCUGCGGCGGCACAUCCAAUCCAUUCACGAGGACCUUCACCGGCACGUCUGCGACAUUUGCGGCAAGAAGUUCAAGUUCAAGCCCUCCUUCGACCGCCAUUUGCUGGAGCACCAGGGCGUGGUGGCGCCGGCGGUGGAGUGCCCCGUCUGCGGUGUGUGGCUGAAGAACGAGCACAGCCUGCGGCUGCAUCGCUUCACCCACGACAGCACGGACACGGUGUGCCCGCACUGCGGCAAGACCUGCACCUCGCGCACAGCGUUACGGGGCCACGUGAAGUACGCCCACAAGUUGACCACCAACCUGCAGUGCACGUUCUGCGAGAAGAGCUUCAAGCAGCAGCGCAACCUGGACGAGCACAUGGCCAUCCACACGGGCCUGCAGCUGUACAACUGCCCGCACUGUCCGAAGGAGUGCCGCUCCCGCUCCAACAUGUACGUCCACAUCAAGCAGCGCCAUGCGGACGAAUGGCUGCGCGCCAAGAUGGCCCGCUCGCACAAUCCGCAGUUCAAGCCGGGAUCCACCGAUUCGUAAUCCAGAUCCAGGCACAAAUAUGUUUAAACAUUAUACACAUUAAUUAACUAUA
Molecule: messenger RNA, 1917 nt
Organism: Drosophila gunungcola (fruit fly)
Lineage: Eukaryota; Metazoa; Arthropoda; Insecta; Diptera; Drosophilidae
Product: transcription factor grauzone
Exons: 5
Coding region: 108-1865 (585 amino acids)
Cellular component (GO): nucleus
Molecular function (GO): DNA-binding transcription factor activity; zinc ion binding
Source: RefSeq, a predicted model, not a curated record